Messenger RNA from Heterocephalus glaber (naked mole-rat), 1919 nucleotides. Its product is annotated as N-formyl peptide receptor 2-like. Lineage: Eukaryota; Metazoa; Chordata; Mammalia; Rodentia; Bathyergidae. Gene Ontology annotation, molecular function: complement receptor activity; N-formyl peptide receptor activity. Gene Ontology annotation, biological process: complement receptor mediated signaling pathway; positive regulation of cytosolic calcium ion concentration; inflammatory response. Gene Ontology annotation, cellular component: plasma membrane. The record is from RefSeq and is a predicted model, not a curated record.
UCCAGUUUCUGUCACUCAAUUGGUUCUGGCUUCGUUGUCCCUCCCUCUUGUUCAAUAAAGUCUCGGCAGAAGCCCGGAGAAGUAUCUGAGUCAUUCUACAGGAAGCCAGGAGCCUGCCACAGGAAAAGGACUGCUGUUGCUGGUGUGAGCAGGAUGGCAUCGAACUUCUCCAUCCCUUUCAAUGGAUCUGAAGAAAUGCCUUAUGAAUCAACUGGCUAUGCUGUUCUGCAGAUACUCCCAUUGGUGGUACUCUCGGUCACCUUUGUCCUGGGUGUGCUGGGCAAUGGCUUGGUGAUCUGGGUGGCUGGAUUCCGGAUGGCGCACACAGUCACCACCAUCUGUUACCUGAACCUGGCCUUAGCUGACUUCUCCUUCACUGCCACCCUACCUUUCCUCAUUGUCUCCAUGGCCAUGGGAGAAAAAUGGCCUUUUGGCUGGUUCCUCUGCAAGUUGAUUCACAUAGUUGUGGACAUAAACCUGUUUGGAAGUGUCUUCCUGAUUGCUCUGAUCGCUCUGGAUCGCUGUAUUUGUGUGUUGCAUCCAGUGUGGGCUCAGAACCACCGCACUGUGAGUCUGGCCAAGAAGGUCAUCAUCGGACCCUGGAUUCUUGCCCUAGUCCUUACCUUGCCAGUUUUCAUCUUCUUGACCACAGGAAGUGACGUGAACGGGAACACAUACUGUGGCUUCUCUUUUGUAUCCUGGGGAGACACUGUUGAAAAGAGGCUGAAGGUGGCCAUCGCCAUGUUGACAGCUAGAGGGAUCAUCCGGUUCAUUAUUGGCUUCAGCAUGCCCAUGUCCAUGGUCGCCAUCUGCUAUGGGCUCAUCGCUGCCAAGAUUCGCAGAAAAGGCAUGAUGAAUUCCAGCCGUCCCUUUCGGGUCCUCACUGCUGUUGUGGCUUCCUUCUUCAUCUGUUGGUGCCCCUUUCAAUUGAUUGCCCUUCUAAGAACAGUGUGGCUCAAAGAGAUGUUGUUAAAGGGCAAGCACAAAGUCUUGGCCAUCCUGCUCAACCCAGCAAGGUCCCUGGCCUUCUUCAACAGCUGUCUCAACCCAAUGCUCUAUGUCUUUGUGGGGCAGGACUUCCGAGAGAGACUGAUCCACUCCCUGCCCGCCAGUCUGGAGAGGGCCCUGAGUGAGGACUCAGCCCCGACCAGUGACACAGCCACCAAUUCUGCUGCACCUCCUGCAGAGGAGGAGCUAAAAGCAAUGUGAGGAGCUCAGGUUCAUUUCUAGUCCUGUGCUUAUCUCACUUCCAGCUUUAUCUCCCCUUGAGACUCACCCUUGAGCAUUUGCUCUGGAAAAAUACUUCAUUGUCCCCUGAUUUGUAGGAAAGAAAUAGAAAACAAGAUGCUAUUGGUGUUAUUUCUUUUUCUGUUUGUUAACCUCAGACUGAGUCAAGUGCUGGUAGGGUAGGAGUAUAAGAGAAAAAUGAAUGGUGUGUCACUCAAUUAUCUUAGAAUGACCGUGAUUAUGUUUAUGUAAAAAUGACAGUUAUUUUAAUUUUCUUAUUUUUUUUGUUUUACAUCAAACUUAUAGUAGUCUCCUAAAAAUAUUUGACAACUCUGAUUCCAUGCCCUUUCUUAAAUGUUUAGAAAAAUUCACCAGUGUAACCAACAGAUUCCCAGUUUUGUUUUGUUUUUUUGGAGAAGGCUUUUAAUAACAGGUUCAAUGUCUUUAAUAGUUACUUUUCUGGGUUUUUUCCUGUCAGUUUUGGUAAAUUGUAAUUAUUAUGAAGUUUAAUCACUUUAUUUAAAAUCAUGAGCAACUCUCUAAGAUUUUGAACUCUCUAAGAUUUUGUUUGGUAUCAUUGACUGGUGGAUCCUCAUUCUCCGUGUGUGAAAUAGUGACUCUGCUAUAUACUGAGUGAAGUUAUCAAUAAAUAUUUACUGAAUUAAGGAAUCAAUAAAUAAUUUUAUCAUUGA